UUACACUUUACACAUUUCUCUCUCUCUCUCUAGAUAUAGUAUUAGUACUAUCCUCUUCCUUUUUCCUCACUAUACCAAGAAACAAACUCCCUCUCCUGUUUCAGUGAAAAGGUUUUGAGAGAGAAUGGAGAAGGCGAACUCGGAGCUAUCGAUGGAGAACUACUGCAUCAUGCAAGAGAAUGAGAGGCUGAGGAAGAAGGCGGAGCUUCUCAACCAAGAGAAUCAAACGCUGCUUUACCAGCUCAAGCAACGCCUAUCCACUAAGGCCGCCGCCGGAUCUAGCUCCGCCGCCGCCAAGCCCAGCAAGAAAUAGGUGUGGUAGUUUUUAUGAUUUUGGUUACUUAGGAAAAAUAGUUCAUUUCCUAUUGGGAUUGUGAUGUGGGAAGUCAUUAAUUAGCAAUGUGUUAUUUGUUCGUCGCAAAUUAAAAUUGUCAAAUAAAUCAGGAAAGGUGGUCGAACUCUGGUCAAUUUUACACUUUCACAAUCUGAAAAAUACUACUAGUACUAUAAAUUA
Messenger RNA from Salvia hispanica, 514 nucleotides. The record is from RefSeq and is a predicted model, not a curated record. NCBI's taxonomy places the organism in Eukaryota, Viridiplantae, Streptophyta, Magnoliopsida, Lamiales, Lamiaceae.